Klebsormidium nitens is the source of this 1815-nucleotide messenger RNA. The record is from the annotation of a GenBank genome assembly. Lineage: Eukaryota; Viridiplantae; Streptophyta; Klebsormidiophyceae; Klebsormidiales; Klebsormidiaceae.
AUGGUGCCCCCCCGGUUGGCCCCCGUUCUCCGGGGCCUGGUCAGCACGGGCCUUUUCCUUGACGCCAUGAUCGCCGGAGCUAUAGUCCCCCUCCUGCCAUAUCUAGUUGCCCACUUCGGGGGCUCAGAGCAAACCGUCGCAAACCUGAUAGCGGUGGGUUACGGCGCAACCCUCGCGGCAAUGCUUCCGUCGACGUUUCUUCUGCUUAACACUGGUCACCUGCCCGUGCUUACAAUGGGUCUCACCGCGCUUCUGGUGUCAUGCGCGCUGCUCGGGCUCAACCAUAGCCUAUGGCAGCUCUACGGGGCGCUGGUUUUGAUGGGGGCCAGUGCCGAGUUCCUGUUUGCCGCGGCACUAGCCAUGGUUACGAAGCUUCAGAGCUCUGGGUAUGAAGGAGGGGCGAGAUCGUCGCAAGAGGGGGGAAAGGAGCCAGCUCUAGAGCAAGCCCAAGUCGCCACCCCCCAUCCGAAAGUUCUGCGGCGCGCGCUCUCACGGCGUGCCCUUGCAACGAACUACGGCAGCUCGUUCCGCCGGAACAGUGGCGACGCCGGAAUCUUGACGGCGCUGCGGAGCGCGAGCGUCAUUGUGGGCGGAAGGCAGUCGAUCCGCGCGCUCGAACUUGUCCGAACGGCUGCUCUAAAUCCCAACCGCGCUGUCAGAGCGCGCCGUCAGGCUGACGUCAUUCAGGCGCCCGAAUCCGGCGACGAGACGAGUCCGGCCGCGGAUUCUUGGUCGCCGGAAUGGCUGAACCGGAGGCAUACGUCUCCUGUUGCUGCAGCGGCACCGGCAGAAUUCGGGGUUCCCAGAACCCUCACCUCGGUCAAGCCUAACCUCCCGGUUAACCCGCCCAGCAGCUUCGUUGACCCGUUCAAGGUGCUCGCCCUGAUCUCUCCACAAGACGCCUCGGAGGUUGAUGAAACGACCCUGGGGCUGAUCCUGCUGCUUAGCUCAAGCCACGUGGUAAAGUGGGUGAUCGGCGGUCGCAUUCUCCCGACGGAUGCGAUCGUUGGGGAAGGUACUAGUGAACCCGUUGACUGCGAACUGGGAUUCAGAGCGGAGGAGAAACAGGGUUUGGGCCGAAACCCGGAGGUGCAACCGAGCACUUGCAUCGAAGGGUCGGCAGCCAAGUUCGAAAUUAGUGGCGGUGUGAACGGACGGCCAGAAAAGUCGGAUUCGGGCGAGAGCGAGGGUCUUCAAACUGGGGCGAAAGCGCUUGGGGAGUGUCAAGCAGCACCAGAAAGGGACGUCCAGCUGGGCUUGACACCAGCUGCUAUUCCGGAACCUUGCAACGAGCGCAUGGAGGGCGCAGCGCUGGGGGCGUUUGCAGAAGGCGGCGAGCAGGAAGAAAGCACCAGCGAUAGCGAUUCCGGCGGCGAUUAUUCCGGCUACUGUAGCAGCGAGCAGAGUGAUGACUCCGCGAGCGGCGGAACAAAGGGAAUUUUUGGGCGCUCAAAUGCGUUAUCCAGAACCUCAGCUACUUUGACCAAGGAUAGUGUACCCGAAGAAAAGCAGGGCAGAACCCAAAUAGUAGUCGAGUCGCCAGAGAUCAGCCGCGAAAACUUAGUUAAAGGGGAGCCCAGCGGUCGGCCCCCCUCCGUUUUUUGGUCACUAGUGGGACUCGUGCUGCUGAGCGCGCACGCGUUUCCCGCCAUUCUAGUUAUCUUUGCGGAAGCGCUGCUUAUGGGCGCCUUCGACACGGUCGUCCCGCUGUUCCUGAAGGACACCUGCCACGUGUCGGCCGCUGAGACCGGUCUCGUCUUCGGCGCGCUCGCGCUCGCGUACGCUGGUUUUCGUACUGGGCGACCACGUGGAUGA